ACACAACCCACCUCCGCAUACUUGCUUUGCUUUGCUCUGGUCUUUUGUUGAGCUUGUGUGAGAAAAUGGCGGGCGAGGUGGUUGUGCUGGAUACCUGGAUCAGCAUGUUUGGGAUGAGGGUGAGGAUCGCGCUGGCUGAGAAGGGAAUCAAGUACGAGUACAAGGAGCAGGACCUGAGCAACAAGAGCGACCUGCUUCUCAAGAUGAACCCGGUUCACAAGAAGAUCCCGGUUCUCAUCCACAACGGGAAACCGGUCUGCGAGUCCCUCAUCAUCGUUCAGUACAUAGACGAGGUCUGGAGGGACAGGUCUCCGCUGCUGCCAUCUGAUCCUUACCAGAGAGCUCAAGCCAGGUUCUGGGCUGAUUUCGUCGAUAAGAAGGUGUACGAUGUUUCAAGGAGGGUAUGGGGGACAAAAGGAGAAGAGCAGGAGGCAGCAAAGGAGGAGUUCUUCGAAACCUUCAAGAUAUUGGAAGGGGAGCUUGGUGACAAGCCUUACUUUGGGGGUGGGAGUUUUGGGUUUGUCGACCUUGCUCUCAUCACUUUUUACAGCUGGUUCUACGCCUACGAAACAUUUGGCAAAUUCAGCAUAGAAGGGAAGUGCCCCAAGAUUAUUUCAUGGGCUAAAAGGUACCUGCAAAGGGAGAGUGUCGCCAAGACCCUUCCCGCCCAGAAGAAGGUUUAUGAGUUCCUCGUGGAGAAGAGGAAGAGUCUUGGCUUGGAGUAAGUCUAGAAACUGUGCUGCUCUCUCUGUUCGGUCUGGGUCUCCUACCUUUAUGUAAAAAUGGCAUGUAAAUUAUCAUGAAUAAGCUGCAGUACACUUUGUUGUGUCUGCCAAAUGUUGGGUGAAAUUGUGGCCUUCCACCGUUUGGAGUGUACGCAAGUUUUGGUGUGUGUAUGCAGAAGAAUGAGAAGUCUCUCUUCUUUUCGUUUGUCAAA
Molecule: messenger RNA, 937 nt
Organism: Alnus glutinosa
Lineage: Eukaryota; Viridiplantae; Streptophyta; Magnoliopsida; Fagales; Betulaceae
Product: probable glutathione S-transferase
Exons: 2
Coding region: 66-725 (219 amino acids)
Biological process (GO): glutathione metabolic process
Cellular component (GO): cytoplasm
Molecular function (GO): glutathione transferase activity
Source: RefSeq, a predicted model, not a curated record